This is a messenger RNA of Carica papaya (papaya), 483 nucleotides long. NCBI's taxonomy places the organism in Eukaryota, Viridiplantae, Streptophyta, Magnoliopsida, Brassicales, Caricaceae. The record is from RefSeq and is a predicted model, not a curated record.
UACUUCAUUCGCUUAAACUCAAUGAACAGAGAUAGGAGGAGGUCCAGCAUCCAUGACAUUACCAGUGUCAAUAAUGAAGAUGCUCCUCGAGCUCCAAUUACAGGUCAACAGGUCAACGCAGCUACGCCAGCCAUGGGGUCAGUGGCCGGAGUGAAGCACCGGGCUCAGCCGCACAUGGCUGGUUUAGGCAUGUACGGGGCGGCGGCGCCUUUGGGUCAUCCGGUUGCAGCUCCACCUCACAUGGCUUCGGCUGUUGGGACUCCUGUUAUGCUUCCUCCUCCUCACCACCGUCACCAUCACCAUCACCAUCGUCCUCCAUACUUGCUCCCUGUUGCUUAUCCAAUGCCACCCCCCACAAUGCACCAAUAAUUGUGUUUCUUUUUUUAGUUCAUGUGAUUUUUUUUCUUUUUUUUUUUGGGUCUGAAUAAAUUUUGAGAUAAUGUAAAUGUUAAUAGACUAAUUUAUUCAUGAUCGUGGAUAAUU